Tachysurus vachellii is the source of this 3307-nucleotide messenger RNA. RefSeq names its product PHD finger protein 13 (gene phf13). Gene Ontology annotation, biological process: mitotic chromosome condensation. Bases 197 to 1225 code for a protein of 342 amino acids. The transcript is spliced from 5 exons. The record is from RefSeq and is a predicted model, not a curated record. Gene Ontology annotation, molecular function: chromatin binding. Lineage: Eukaryota; Metazoa; Chordata; Actinopteri; Siluriformes; Bagridae.
UUUUUUAAAAGCUUUGCGCUUGUUUUAUUGCCGCUUUAGUGUCACAUCAGACCCGUUAUCUGUAAAUUCAUGUAAUUUCAGGACUUUACAUACUUCAUCUGGUCGAUUAGGUCUCUGUCGUCGUUUGGGGCGUCGAUUUAAGUGACUCGAAUCGUGCCUCGAAAUCACGACUUAUUUCCACUUCGGCUUCAGAGAAAUGGACUCCGACGUGAAAACAGCUGCUUUUGACUCACAGGGUUACAGUCCAACAUGUAAAAGGAAAAGGACGGUGGAAGAUUUCAACAAGUUCUGCACAUUCGUCCUGGCCUACGCUGGUUAUAUUCCAUAUCCUCAGGAGGAGACGCCGCUCAGGAGCAGCUCGAGUCCUCCCAACAGCACGGGUAGCACGGCAGACAGCGACGGCCUUCCUUCUCCCGAUCAGCCUCCGCGCAAAAGCCGCAAGAGCUUCGGUGGCUUCAAGAGGCCCACGAACGACAAGCCCGAGUUCCACAAGCGGCCCAAAUCUACAGGCUUCCUCCUGGAGGAACGCAAGAAAACCGACAAAAUGAAGAAGAAGAAAAAGAAGCCGACAGACAUAAUCAAGUCAGAAGGUUCCGGGUCUUUUGCGCCGCUUCCCUCUGGCAGAGCCGAGAUUUCAGCUUUCGGUCAGACCAUCAAGGAGGAGCCGGAGGAUUACAUCAGCAUCUCUACACCGCCUCCAUACACGGAGCGCUCCUCUCACCCCGGCACCAGCUCUCCGCUCAGGUCAGACUCUCAUGGCACCGUAGGCUGCAAGAAGGAGCCUGAGGCCGAGCGAGCGUGCUGGGAUUCGUCACCCAGCUCGGGAACAGUGUCCAGAGGCGAGAGCAGGGAGAGGCUGGCGCUGCCCGAUGGAGAAGCCAUGGUCAUGAAGAUGGAGGGAUUGCCUGGUACUAGAACGGUGAUACGUCAGGGAAAGCAGGUGGUGUUUCGCGAUGAAGAUGGAUCCGCAGACGACGAGGACAUCAUGGUCGAUUCAGACGACGACUCGUGGGACCUGGUGACGUGUUUCUGUAUGAAGCCCUUCGCCGGCAGAGCGAUGAUCGAAUGCAACCAGUGCAACACCUGGAUCCACCUGUCCUGCGCCAAAAUCCGCAAGUCCAACGUCCCAGAGACGUACACCUGCCAGCAGUGCAAAGACUCCAAAUUUGACAUUCGGCGCUCGAACCGCUCACGCAUGGGCUCUCGAAAGCACCUUCUAGACUGACGUCGCUCGCGCCCCUCCCCGAGUGUGAACUCUGAUCGAGACAGGAGACGAGGACGUAAGAGGAAGUGCUCGGACUGCGUUAUCAAACUUUCACCCUCUUUUAUAUAUCGUCCACCUACCAUUUUUGUUCUCGUUUUUUUUUUUUUAAUUUAUUUAUUUUUUUUAUCUGUCUUUUUUUUUUUUUUUUUUUUUUGCGUAAGGCAAUCAGAACCUUAGAUGACGCAUUAAAGAGAAAAGGUUCUAUAGAUGUUUCCAAACGAAUGCCGUGUUCCCGAAGACUUUUAUGAGACACUGACACAGGAACAGGAGCGGGGACGAUGGAUUGCACUUUUUCCCUUUUUUUUUUUUUUAAAACCCCCUUUUUUUAAAAAAAAAGAAAAAAGGGAGCAUUUGUAUUCAUAUCUUUGAACAGUAUGUAUGUAUUCGUUUGUUCGGUGUGUUGAGUUUAACUUGUUAUCUCCUUGUGGAACUUUCUGGAAUCCAAAAAUGUCUAAGGAGCGAAGAGGCACUAUAGUGUUUUAUAGUGAAAAUAUGUGGUACAGAAUCUGUCCUCAUGAGCGAGUGAAUGAAUGAAUAAUAUGAGAAAUCCCUCUUCUCUUUUUCCUCAAAACUCACAGACGUCCUCUUUAACAAAUCCGGUUCUGUUCUCCGCUUUAUUAACUGCCACACCGUGCAUUUCCACCUCUGUGUUUUAGUUCAUUGUGGCCUUUGACCCGAGUGAUACGAGACAUUUGGUCAUACGUGUAUUGCCCAGAAGCAAAAACAAAAGGACUUUAUAUUUUAUUCACGUUACACACUUUGCUUGUGAUGUACACAACAGACUUGAAGUGGACUCGUAUCCACCACUAUUUCCCAGAAUCUAAGUAGCAGAGGGUUUUUUUUUGACUUGACUCACAUCAGCGCAUCAUCUCCUGAUCACUAAACACCAGUCUUUAUGGUCAGUGUCGGUUUCAACGGACGUUUUGAUUUUUUUUAGACAUGGCGGCAUUUUAACUCGCCAGAAAUCAGACGCUACUAGCUAGUCAUUUCCACUUUCCUGUAGUGAGACGUUUUUAUUGCACUAUGCCCUUCUUGCUGUGGCAUUUUUAUGAAUAGUUUUUGCGUUAAAUGCCACGUGUGACGUUCUAGCAUCACAAAGACGACCUACGUAGAUUACCCUCACCAAACCCGUUUACAGCUAGAGUUCACCGCGCUAACGAUGCUUUCAUUGCUAACCACUUUAGCGCGGCGGUAUAACGUUCAAUGUCCUGCUCAGUUUUGGGUUUUUGAAUUAGUUUUUUUUUUUUAAAAAGGGGAGGAGCCAAUCCCCUUCAGAUGUUUUAUAUUACUAUGCUAUUAUUUAUUUCCCACUUAUUUCCACAGUCUUUGUAUUCCGUUGCGUUCCGAUUUCACUCUUGUUACAAAAUGAUGGGAACGACAUAACGGUUAAAAGGUGUGAACCCAAUCAGUGACGAAUGACAGUAUUUACGAUAUUAACGAUGAGCACAAUACGACGUUCACACGUCACAGGGAAAUUCUUAAAGCAGUCCUAGAGACGGCGCAGCUGAUUUUAGAAGCGCAUCGUUACGGACCUUUUAAAAGCUCAUCCUCCGUUCUAUAUGACCGUAGAAUAAUAACCACUUUUAUACGCUCCCAUUUCCACGUGUUUUCAGUACGUGUACGAACAUCGACACGCCCCCACAGCGAUCCAUCGUCUGUUUUAAAACGUUCCUACGACGUCUUCGGACGUCUCCUUUAUCUCCGUGUUCACUAAUUAUUUAUUUGGAUAGUUUAGUUUUCUGUCGCUAAACAUUUCAUCUGUCCUGUUUCUCUGAGCUCGAGAGUUCAAAGUGGUUUUUAUUUCCUCUUUUGAUUCGUUUUGUACAACCUGUGCGUUCUGUUUGUAUAUAAUGUCAGCGGUAGCUCACGGAUGUCUUCACGUUUAGUUGGACUGGGAAUUUGGGGAAUUGUUGUUAGAGAUCUGGCAGCUCUAGGCUCGGAGACGGGAGCGCCGGGCCAGAGAGAGAGUGACAGAGAGAGAGAGAGAACGAAUGUUUCUGUGAAACUGAUGUAAAUAAAGAGCUAAUGAGAAUUUAAUGGUGA